This is a messenger RNA of Drosophila virilis, 3879 nucleotides long. The record is from RefSeq and is a predicted model, not a curated record. NCBI's taxonomy places the organism in Eukaryota, Metazoa, Arthropoda, Insecta, Diptera, Drosophilidae.
UUUUAUAAAAGUUCAAUUUCGGCUUCUUAGUGGCAAAAUUCUUAAUGUGUUAACUUUUCGGCCGUACCGCGUCACGAUCUAAACUUAAUUUGCAAAAAAAAAUCUUUAACCUAUACACAAUAUAACUACACAAGAAUUAAAAAAAAAAAAACAAAAAAUAAAAUAAAUUCGCAAUAGACCAGAUCUAAAAAUUUUUAUCAUUCGUGUUCCCUUUCGGCCAUUGCAAGCUAAAAAUAAAAGAAAAUAGGCAAGUAAACAAUAAACAGGGCAAAUAUAGCUAAACAGAAGACAGACAGAACAGAAAGAAAGUGAGAAAAACUAAAGAGAGCAACGCAAGUGAGCAGCAAGAAACAACAACAAUCUCAAGAAUUCUCACAUAAAUAAUUUAUUGCAAAAUUAAAUUGAAUCAAGUAAGCUGUAACAACAACAACAACAAUUACAGCGCACUUGGACUCGAAAAACGCGUGGAAAACAUAGAAAAGAAGUGAAAAAUUAACAGAGCAAAAGAGGCAGAGAGAGCGUAAAGAUUUAGGGAGUACAAUAUAGAGAAAGAUAGAGGGAGAUCGUCAUAAAAUCAUGCUCAGUUCUCUGGACGCGCUGGCGGGUAAAAUUGCCAAAGCGACGCCGGGCACAGGCGCUGUGGCGGCCAGUGCCAAUGGCAAUAAACCAACAAAUAAUGCCCAUCAUCCGGCGCAUCAGCAUCAUGGAACACGGCAUCAACUGGACUAUGAUUACUCAGCCGUUGAGAUCGAACCACCUGCCGAACAAUUGGCCAAUUCGCCGCGCAGCGAACGCGAGAGAUUGCAACAGGCGCAACAUGCAUACGAGCAGCAGGCACAGGCCGAGCUCGAGUUUGGCUUGGCCGAAGUGGAUACAAAAAGCUGUCUAACACUGCUCACACAUCGCCGCAGCAGCCAGAGUAUGCACCUGCUCAAUCAUAGCGCACAGGCCGCAGCGGCGGCAGCAGCGGCAGCGGCGGGCAAGUCAGGUAAUGGUCAUGCCAGGCAUCAGCAGCAGCAACAGCAGCAGCAUUAUCAUCAUCCAUAUCAGCGUCCAUUGCGGCCAGUGUCACCUGCGUUGCAGCAGCAACACAGUCCACCGCAGCAUCAACAGCAGCAGCAGCAGCAGCAGCAGCAGCAACAACAUCAACAGCAAUCGCCAUAUCAGCAACAGCUAUCACAUUUGGCCGCGCUGCAGGAUCACCAUCAGGAACUGCUGCAAUCACAGCAGGAACUGUUCCACAAGCAGCUGAUCAACUUGCAACAGCAACAGGAAAGAGAACGCCAGUCUGCCGUUAAUUAUAAUGAUAGCUGCAACAGUGACCACGACUCACAGCAUGAGUACAAAAUUUGCCUGAGGGAUAGUGCAUUUGGUAUGAGCGAUAAGAGCAGCAGCGCUACCAACAGCCUACCGAAUAGUCCCAUACAUAGCAACAACAAUUCGUCGCUGCUCAACAACAACAACUCGAGCUUGGUGGGCAGCAACAAUUCGCUAACGGGCACACCCUUUGGUAACGGCAAUAACAACAACGCCAACAACAGCAUCAUGUCCAGCAGCUUGAUGAACAACAACAAUUCGUGCAGCGCCAAUCGCAAUGUUGUCAGCAUGGACGAUGAUUCGUGCUAUCGCCUAGAUCCGGACACGGCCGUCGUUACCUAUGGUGAGAAGGAGCCCGAUCCCGAUAACAUUAAAAUGUUUGUGGGCCAGGUGCCCAAAUCGAUGGACGAGGCUCAGCUGCGCGAAAUGUUUGAGGAAUACGGACCGGUGCACUCGAUAAAUGUGCUGCGCGACAAGGCCACGGGCAUUAGCAAAGGUUGUUGCUUUGUUACUUUUUAUACGCGCCGCGCCGCGCUGAAAGCUCAGGACGCACUGCACAACGUGAAAACGCUGAAUGGGAUGUAUCACCCCAUACAAAUGAAACCCGCCGAUAGUGAAAAUCGCAAUGAACGCAAACUGUUCGUGGGCAUGCUAAAUAAGAAGCUGAACGAGAACGACGUGCGUAAAUUAUUUGAAGUUCACGGCGCCAUCGAGGAGUGCACUGUGCUGCGCGAUCAGAACGGCCAGAGCAAGGGUUGUGCCUUUGUUACCUUUGCCACCAAACACGCUGCCAUCUCGGCCAUUAAAGUGACCCUGAGUCAGAACAAAAUAAUGGAGGGCUGCACAUCGCCGCUGGUUGUUAAAUUUGCCGAUACGCAAAAGGAGAAGGAACAGAAGAAGAUACAGCAAAUUCAGGCGAAUCUAUGGAAUCUGGCGACCAAUAUUAACAUACCGCUAGGCCAGACGCCGACCACUGUAUCCACACCGAUACUGCCAAACCCACCGCAACAGCCGUCGCCGGUGAUGGGCGCCGAUGCGUUGACGCCCGCCAGCAUUCAGUUGCUACAGCAGCUCCAAACAGUUGGACUGCAGCAACAGCUGCUUCAAGCGCUCACAGGCUUAGGUUCCGCCCAGCAAAACAAUUCGUCACAGGACACAACAAGCGCCGCAGCUGGUCUGUUGAAUCCUCUAGCCGUACAAAAUUUGGCAGCCAUUGCCGCCAUGACCCAGCCGAGUCUGACCAAUGCAGCCACAUCGCCGGGCAGUGCACAGUUGACCAAUACGGCGGCACUUUUAUGGUCCGAUCCGAAUCCAUUGGCAUCGGCGUAUAUGUCAACAGCCGCUGGCUUACCGCAAUUUGGAAGCACCACCGCACUGUCCACCUCACCGUUAGCCAGCGUUGCGCUGAGCGCCGCUGCGGCCGCAGCUGCGGGCAAGCAGAUUGAAGGACCUGAAGGCUGCAAUUUGUUUAUCUAUCAUUUGCCGCAGGAGUUCACCGAUACAGAUUUGGCAUCAACUUUCUUGCCAUUUGGCAAUGUUAUUUCGGCCAAGGUGUUCAUUGAUAAGCAGACGAGUCUAUCGAAAUGCUUUGGUUUCGUUUCCUUUGAUAAUCCGGAAUCGGCACAGAUGGCCAUCAAGGCCAUGAACGGCUUUCAGGUGGGCACGAAGCGUUUGAAGGUGCAGCUGAAGAAACCCAAGGAUGCAUCCAAGCCCUACUAGUGGUUAAGAAAACAGACAGAGAGAAGAGAACUACGAAGAAUCAGCUGCAAGAACAACCUUACCAACUAAUAUGAACAAUAACUACAACAACAACAACAACAACAACAAUUGCUAAAAGAGCAACAAGAAAUGUUUACCCCAAAAGAAAAUAAAAUACCAAAUUGUCAAAUGGAGUAGUCCAAUGAAGAGUUACCCGUGUGGAGCGCGCGUUUAAAGUAAACCAAAAAGUCAAGAAGCCUACGUUGUACGUAUACCCUAUUAAAAAAAAAAAAAACAAAAAAUAGGAAAAACUAUAAAAAACAUAAAAAAAUAUAUAUAUCCAAAUGAAAAAGACAUGAAUUUGUGCCAAAAAGAGACAGCAAAUAUAUAUACCUAGCACAUUAAAUGUUGAAGUUAAAACAAGAAACAAAUACAAAACAUAGAUACCCCAUAAUUUUAGUGCCUUAGUUUAGCGUUUAGUUUUGUCGACACACUCUCUGUUUGUUACGCUUUGAAGUUACUUUCGCAACAAAUUUAACGACACAUUUAUAUUUUUUAAGCUGUUGUCGUACAGUUACAAUUUUUUAACGAUUAAUUUUUGUACACACUUUAUGCCCCUUUUCGAAAAUAUGACACUACAUAUACUAUUUAAUCUGUUUCAAGUGUUAGCUCUUAAGUUUCACACAAAACAUAACAGAAAAGAAAACUAUUUAAAAUACCCAAUUCCUUUGAACAAUCCACACUUGUCUCUGUUUCAUAUGUUCAUCUCAUAAUGUUGCACAAGUCACAAGCUUUUUGAACCGUUUCGUUGAAUAUCUGAAGUUCUCAACUAAACAAAUAUACUACUCUAUUAUCUAUAAUAUA